AUGAAACGCAACCUACCUCCUCAGGCAUACAAGGUUUUCGAAAUCCUGAGAAAUAUUCUUGUCACAGAGCUCCUCAUCCGGGUCGUCUGGAUACUCGCAGCAUGGUACAGAGGCGACGCUAGACAUUAUGUCCCUAGCACUCCAGCAGAGCUCUUGCUGUUGGUAAACACGUCGGCGGCGUAUCCUCUCCGGUCCAUGCAGAUUAACCCCGCUGCCAAUGUAUUCAAUCGACCUACUCACAGCGUCGAGAAUCGCCCUGACUACCUAGGACCUCGACCCGACGUCGAUACCGAAGCCGACAUACAACUUAUCGUCGAAACCUGUCGGGGAAGCUAUGUCCAGAACGAAAAGAUAAGAGAUAUUGCAAGCUGUAUGAAGCUUCUGGCAGAGGGCGAAAGUUCUUACUACAGCCUCCCGGAUAUCACUCUACGAGCGAGCGCACAGAAUCCUCAACAUGCCGAAUAUGAUAACGCUGAUGGCAAUCACAACACAAUGCAGCAAUACCCAGAGUACCAGGCCCCCACAAGCACCUCCCGCGGAGCAUGCCAUGGGCCCGUAAUACCAUACCACACAUACUGGUCGGGAAGUGUGACAUGGCGCGUGGAGGCCUUCAUCAAAAGUUAUUUGUUCACUCAGAACAUCCCCUGUUCGCAGCUAUGGCUGUGGUUUGAUGCGGAUAGUAAUCCAAACGCUGUCAGAGAUACAUUGAGUCAUCCAAUCUUCGCAAGAUUCCUCCCACUGGUCGAGAGAGGGGAUCUACGUGUCGAGCCGUGGAAGUUCCCGUCCUGGGUGCCGCUACCUCCUGAUGAACAUCCUUUCGACCUUCCUGGAGUUGAUAUCGAUCCUAAGCUCAUGCCCUUCGAGCCGGCCGCGCUGUCUGACGCGGUGCGAUUCAUUAUGCUUCACAUGCACGGAGGCGUGUAUCUCGAUAUUGAUAUGCUACUGUUGCGCGAUUUAAGGCCGCUUCUGCUUCCUAAAAACCACACUUGGGCCGAAAGAUGGGGCACUGCGGUCGCACCAGGGGACUAUAACACGGCCGUAAUGUCGCUAAGUCCUCAGUCACGUCUGUCGACCUACUUCCUACUAGGUGCUGUGCGGAUGGGAUCAAUGUUCCACCCACGGGUAGUUGGAAAGAUGGCUCUCACCGAUGGUCGUGACAAGGAGUUCCUCAAGCUCAACGAUGCAGCCUUCGAUCCUGUUUGGACAAUAUUUGAAGGAUAUGAAGGCCAGUGCACUGUACCUUGCCUCACCUGGAUAGACGAUGCGUUUCGAGCGCAAAAGUUUGACGCUGAAUGGUCCGCGUUCGAGGGCGCGCCAUUGAAGACCCUCGAUCUUUCCCGCCCACAGAACGUAAAGACCAAACUUGACUCAGUCCAAGAAGGGAGCUCUCUCGCUAUUCUUGCAUCCAUCUUGGCCGAUCGCAGUAGCUCAGUGUCCGAUCUGAAAACUGCUCUCCGCAAUGUAGGCAUCGUAGCCAACUACGACGCGACCCGUGAUCGAUUUGCACCAAGCAAUCGCACUAUGCAAAAUUUCUAUCGGGGCUCAUACGCCUACCACAUCCACAACCAGUGGGCAAAACAGCCUGAGCCAUCGUCGUGGCUAGACGUGCUGCAACAAGCGCAUAACGAAUUCUUCGCCGGCACGUCGACGAACCCGUAUGGUGAGCAAUGGGAGGGUCCUGAAGUCUUGGCGUACGACUUUUAUCCACAACUGAUAUCCGGAGGUUGA
This is a messenger RNA of Pseudovirgaria hyperparasitica, 1728 nucleotides long. RefSeq lists its product as uncharacterized. The record is from RefSeq and is a predicted model, not a curated record. Bases 1 to 1728 code for a protein of 575 amino acids. Lineage: Eukaryota; Fungi; Ascomycota; Dothideomycetes; Acrospermales; Acrospermaceae. The transcript has a single exon.